Messenger RNA from Corapipo altera (White-ruffed manakin), 1995 nucleotides. It is a transcript of the gene FOXC1, whose product is annotated as forkhead box C1. Gene Ontology annotation, biological process: cell differentiation; regulation of transcription by RNA polymerase II; anatomical structure morphogenesis. The transcript has a single exon. Lineage: Eukaryota; Metazoa; Chordata; Aves; Passeriformes; Pipridae. Gene Ontology annotation, molecular function: RNA polymerase II cis-regulatory region sequence-specific DNA binding; DNA-binding transcription factor activity, RNA polymerase II-specific. The record is from RefSeq and is a predicted model, not a curated record. The annotation marks the transcript as partial.
AAAGGAGACCGAGAGAGGAGAGGGAGGGAAAAAAAAAAGGAGAAAACUGUAAGUGCGUAAAAAAGUUCUCGCCGUGGUGACGGAUGCUCAAAAGUUCAGGAGUUUUUCCGAUGCUUCCCAAAGCAGCCUGCGACUGAAAAAGAGACUGAAAAAACCGAGAGGGAGAGAGAGAGGGAGACUUUGCACUGGGAGAUCGGGAAGGUGGAUUUUUUUUUCUUCUGCUCGCUUAAAAAAAGCCGACAAAACACAUCCCUCUACUUUUGUCCCUCCUUUGCAGACAACUUGUUGCAGAUCCCCGUGGAACAAGGAACUGGGACCGUGGGAGCCUCUUUGCAAAGGUUUUAUUUUCUUAAUACUCUUUCUGCGUUUGGAAGUUGCUUUCUCCGCUGCGAUUACUUUUUUUUCCCCCUCCGCCGUUUUCUUUUUUAAAACAUUUUUUCCAUUUUUUUCCCCCCUCCUUUUUUCCCUCCUUUUUUGAUUUUUUUUUUCCCCCUCCGCGUGGAGCGCGGGAGCUCGCCGGUGGGCUUUCCUGGGCGAAGAAGAGGAGACUUUCGGCGCUGCCGUCGUUAUUCUUUCUCCCUUUUACCGCGCUCCGCCGGGGGGGUGGGGGGGUGGGGGUUGCCCGGCCGCCCGGUCCAGCUCGGUCCGCGGAGCGGCGGAGGGGUGGAGGGGGAAGGGACGCGCUGUUUGGUCCGGCGGGGAGGGUGGGGGAAAGCUGACGGGAGGACAUGCAGGCUCGCUACUCCGUGUCCAGUCCCAACUCCCUGGGAGUGGUGCCGUACCUCGGCGGAGAGCAGAGCUACUACCGCGCCGCGGCGGCGGCGGCCGGCGGGGGCUACACGGCCAUGCCGGCCCCGAUGAGCAUGUACUCCCACCCGGCCCACGAGCAGUACCCGGCUGGCAUGGCCCGAGCCUACGGGCCCUACACGCCACCGCCGCAGCCCAAGGAUAUGGUGAAGCCGCCCUACAGCUACAUCGCCCUCAUCACCAUGGCCAUCCAGAACGCGCCCGAUAAGAAGAUCACCUUGAACGGGAUCUACCAGUUCAUCAUGGAGCGGUUCCCUUUCUACCGGGACAACAAGCAGGGCUGGCAGAACAGCAUCCGCCACAACCUCUCCCUCAACGAGUGCUUCGUCAAGGUGCCCCGAGAUGACAAGAAGCCCGGCAAGGGCAGCUACUGGACCCUCGACCCCGACUCCUACAACAUGUUCGAGAACGGCAGCUUCCUCCGCCGCCGCCGCCGGUUCAAGAAGAAGGACGCCGUCAAGGACAAGGAGGAGAAGGACCGCCUGCACCUCAAGGACCAUGCCCCGCCGCGCCCGCCGCCGCCCGCCGCCGCCGCCGCUGAGCCCGAGGGCGGCCCCGCCGGGGGCAGCGCCGCGCCGCCGCCCGUCCGCAUCCAGGACAUCAAGACAGAGAACGGCACAGCCUCGCCGCCGCAGGCCGUGUCCCCCCCCGGCGCCGCGCCGCCGCUCGGCGCCGUGCCCAAGAUCGAGAGCCCCGACAGCAGCAGCAGCCUCUCCAGCGGCGGCAGUCCCCGCAGCACCCUCCCCUCCAGCCGCUCCCUCAGCCUGGAGGCCCCCGAGCCCCCGCCGCCGCCGCCGCCGCCACCCCCGCCGCCGCCGCCCCACCACCACGGCCCGGGCUUCAGCGUGGACAACAUCAUGACCUCGCUGCGGGGCUCGCCUCAGGCCGCCGCCGAGCUGGGCGCCGGCCUCCUGGCCCCCGCCGCCGCCGCGCCGCGCACCGGCAUCCCGCCCGCGCUGUCCCUCGGCGGGUACUCGCCGGGACACAGCUCCGUCUACGGCUCGCCCUGCGGCCAAGCGGCCGCCGGCUCCGCCGCAGGCACCUACCACUGCAACAUGCAGGCCAUGAGCCUCUACGCAGCGGCGGGCGGCGCCGACCGGCCCGGCCACCUGCCCGCCGCCGCCGCCAGCCCCGCCGAGGACCCACUGCCCGACUACUCGAUGCCCUCGGGCGGCGGCGGCGGCGGCG